Meleagris gallopavo (turkey) is the source of this 3946-nucleotide messenger RNA. The record is from RefSeq and is a predicted model, not a curated record. Lineage: Eukaryota; Metazoa; Chordata; Aves; Galliformes; Phasianidae.
AUGGGGCAGCCCCCCAACCCCCACCUGCACCUGUAUGGGGUCUGUGAUGCCCUACCAGGUACCGUCAUGCUGGUAGAGAAUGGAAAGGAGUUUGCAGAGAAGCUCAGGAUUGGGCACUCGCUCACUUCUGCUGCUCCUGGCUCCAUCUCUCCACCAGACCGUGGCAUGGGCAAGGGGGCAGGUACCCAGCACCAACCCCUCACGCUCUGCCAUCACUAUGUUCAGGUGGUCUGUGGCCAAGAAGGGCCAAGGAAAGGCGCUGAGCAGCGUGAGCCUGAGAGCCAGGAGGGAGACCAAGCACAGGAGACCGGAGAGCUGCUCCCCACCAAGCCCCUGCUCACCCCAACCUUGCUGCAGAACGUGACCCUCCUGGAGCUGGUGAGCAGCUCGCGGGAGCUGUGGGAUAUCCUGGACAACCUCUCGGAGCGGGAUCACGCUCCACAUCCCCGAGGACAGAGGGACUUGGAGUCGGCCUCGGGCAAACUUAAAAAAAUUUUUGGCUGGGGAGAUUUCUAUUCCAACAUCAAGACGGUGAAGUUGAACCUCUUGAUCACCGGCAAGGUGGUGGAUCACGGCAACGGCACCGUCAAUGUCUUCUUCCGCCACAACUCCACCGGGCAGGGGAACAUCUCGGUCAGCCUCGUCCCUCCCACCAAGGCUGUUGAGUUCGACCUGGAGCAGCAAAUCUUCAUCGAGGCCAAAGAAUCCAAAAUCUUCAACUGUCGCGUGGAGUACGAGAAAGUGGACCGUGCCAAGAAAACCACGCUGUGCACGUACGACCCAUCCAAGACCUGCUACCACGAGCACACCCAGAGCCACGUCUCCUGGGUCUGCUCCAAGCCCUUCAAAGUCAUCUGCAUCUACAUCACCUUCUACAGCAUAGACUACCGGCUGGUGCAGAAGGUGUGCCCCGACUACAACUACCACAGCGACGUGCCCUACUUCCCCUCGGGGUGAUGCGUGCUCAGGAUGUCCUGGUGAUGAGCGGGUGCUUGGGGGGGCGGGGGGAGGGAUGGGGAUGGAUUUUAAGCACGGUGGGUCCCUGGAAGUGAGGAAGGAGGAGGAUUUUCAGUUUUUCCCGAAAGCUCCAAUUGUCGAGAGGAAAGGAAAUUUGGGCUAUGGGGGUAAAGGCGUUGCUAAACUUGGCCCGGAUCCGUGGUCUUUAGAGACUGGUACGGGGUCUGAAUGUAGGAUACAGAAAAUAGGACAUAAAGCCAGAAUCAGGACUCACGUUUCUCAGUGCAAUAACGGGUUUUUGCCUGGAUUUAGGCCACAUGGUCCUAAAAGGUGGGGGACCAGAUGCAGAGGGCUGCAGGAGCAGGUGGGCACAGCACGGAGAGAGCAGCAGGGACAAGGGCACCUGGUGCACGCCAUGGCUGGGGGACAGCCAUGCACAGCCACCUCAUCUCCCCCCAGCCACGUGCUGGGAGGAACAGGGCUGUGAUUUCCCACGCUUGGGCUGAACGUUGGGGUGGGACAGGGAGGGACACCCCGGGUGCCACCCCAGCGCAGCCCACUGGUUUGGGGGACUGGGAAGGAUGGAGCCACAGAGAGAGGAAUCCUGAUCGGAUCUGUCGAAUCUUGCUGACACAAUGUGUGAUUCACGUGUUUCCCCUGACGCUGUGUGUGAUUCAUGCGUUUCCCCUUCGUCUCAUCUGUGUUUCAUGGGGCUCCCACCCGUGUCUGUGUGCGCUGGGCUCGGAGCUGCCGGUUCCUGGGUGCAGAAGUGUGUGGUUGGGUGGCGGAGUAGCAUUUAACUGAUCUGGAAGGAAAAAAACUCACAGUGCUGUCCUUGGGAGAGAGAAUAAAGUUUUUACGGUGGUAACGAGGCAGGUCAAGUGUUGUUACUGACAGCAAGUUCAGUCUGUGCCCGAGGCAGGCGGGUGCACAGGGUAUUGCUGUGCUCCCACUGGGCUGUGCCUGCCCAAAUUCAGCUCUGCUCCAUCACCUGGACUUCUCUUGUAAAGGGAGGUUAGGGGCCCUACUUUGGGCCUCAGACCCCUCCACUUUCCCACUAUCACCCCAAUGCCCAGUGGCCACUGAUUGUACAAGGAGCUUUUCUGCACCUCCCAUGGGUAUUCCCUACUUCCCCUGUGAGCAUCCAUGCUCUAGGUUCACACUUUGCUCCUACAGAGAAGACCAAGCAAAAGCAGCACCCUCCCAUCCCAGCCCUCCCUUGUGCCCCCAGACUCUGCAUCCAUAGCACCAGGCCAGCUUAAGCCAACAGAUCCCAUUCAGCCAAGAGCACCGUGGCCCAUUUAUUAGCAAGGUGUUACUUCCACAGCAGGUUUUACGCCUCAGCCUCGACAAGUCCAAUCCCUUCCUUCUCCCCAGACUGGAGCUGGGUUUGCUGGGUGCUGGCACACACCUGCCAAGUUCCAUCGCCGUGCACUUGUACAGGCAGGAGCCAGUUCCAAAAUACAUUGAGCAAAGAAAGCCUUUUAGUGCAAUAAUCAAUGAGAGGACUUUUACUCGGAGAACAGAAAGUUUCAAAUGCUUUGAGAGAGCGGUUUCAGAAAAUAACAGGAUGAGCAUUUGGGGAGGGGGAGAAAAGCCAUCUCACCAAAGCUUAUGCUGCAAGGAAGGGCCGCAGAAAGGGACAGACAAAACAAACAAAACCUCCACACACAAAAGUUGCCCAUUUGGAGAAAUUUCAGACAAUUGCCAUUUGAAGAAACAGAGCAGACAGCAGGAACAGAAAAACAGGCUACAAAGGAUGCACCAUUGUCAAAAGUGAUGUGGCAGCGCAGUUACUAGGAGACCAGGACGGGCCAUUAUUCUGGGUUGGGAGAAGAGGAUUCCUGCUAGUGGAGUCACAACCUGCUCUCAGAAAAGGAUUUUGCUGAGCUGGAGGGCAAACAAUAGAAGGGAAAAUCGUGCACCCCAAACCUGCACAGUGCACAGAGAGCACUGCUCCUUGGGGUCGCUCCCCUUGGGGAUGGCUCGUGGCUGCUGCUCGUGGGCAUGGCUCACGUUGUGAGGGUAGCAAAGAGCUCUGAGUUGACCAAGUCCAACCCCAGCCCAUCCCCACCAUGCCCACUGUCCACAUCCCCAAGUGCCACAUCUGCCCUUGGCCAUGAGCUGUGCCUGCUCCUCGAGUGGAGUCAGACCCCGUGACUGCAGGAUCACCAAGGCUAAUUUCUUUCCCCAUUAACAGCUGAACAUAAAAUGGAUAUAUAUUUUUUUUUUGGGGGGGUAGGGAGGAAGAGCUAAAAUUUGUCUAAAUGAAGUUUCUUGAGUUGCAAACUUCAUUACAAACAGAGCCUCAUGUAAUGGCUGCGGAAAGCAGACUUCAAAAACCCUCCGUGACUCCAGGGUUCAGCCAAGUGCCACAGAAGCGUUUGCAGCAGUUUUGCAAUUAGAGCCAUCUCUGUGUAUGAAAUGCAGCUCCUUAUCAUCUCUGAUAACCCAGCGGAUGGGCAAUGUCUUUGUCUCCAAAGCAGGAAGGGUCCCAAUGGGAACCACAUACCGCUGUCAUCUACAACUACACAGCCAACAUUCUCCAUCUCCAGUAAUUAGUUCUCUUUAAUUUGUUAAUAUUUCUUCCUCUUCCUUAUAAAAUCCUCCUAAUUUAAGUUUCGUGACUCUCCCAGCCAAGUUAACUUGUGCUCCAGCACAUUUCAAAACCAUCUUCCCAGAACGCACCACCCUAAUGCCAAAGUCCAUCAGCAGCCAUUAAUUGCACUCAUUAGGGCUGCCCAGUGCUGGGAUUGGAUGAGGCAGGACAGCAUCAGGAUGCGAUGCUGAGGCACCCAGUGCUCACCCAGGGACUCCCAUCACCUCCAGCUUUCAAGACUUUAGUGCUGGCUCUUCCACCACCUUCCUCAAAACACUGGUUAAUGUUUGAGUAAUUCCCCCAUUAGGUUCAUUUUCCACAAUUCCACUUACAGUCCAAGCAAUCCUCUGUUAAUUUUGCCCCGUAUCUUGAAAAAUAAUUAGGAGCAAU